Trypanosoma theileri is the source of this 4431-nucleotide messenger RNA. RefSeq lists its product as uncharacterized. The coding region runs from base 1 to 4431 and encodes 1476 amino acids. The record is from RefSeq and is a predicted model, not a curated record. Gene Ontology annotation, molecular function: protein binding. Lineage: Eukaryota; Euglenozoa; Kinetoplastea; Trypanosomatida; Trypanosomatidae. The transcript has a single exon.
AUGCUGACAAUGCGUCAGCUGGUUCCCCCCUCUGUGACACACCUCGCACGUCCUUUUCUUUUAGUGGAUGGUCGCACUGUGGUGCUAACCGCUAUCGCUUCCUCCUUAUAUGUGCGGAUACCCAUCUGGAAGACAGACGUGUACGGAAAUGCGGAGUGUACUCUGGGUCACACAGUGGAUGAAUUAAAUUUAGGAAGCGUUGCUGUAGAUAUUGUGCCAUGCGCACAUCAGUGCUUCGUGGUGCUGACACAAGAUAAUGAAGUAGUGGUGGGAAGAUACCAAGCAAAUUUGCCAACACCACGUGAUUCAUGGCUAGAAGAUGAUGUGCUGCACCCAAACAAUUCAUGGAUUAUUUUACACCGUGGUAAACUCUCAACAGCACGACUCGGUAGUCGCUCUGCUCCUUCCAUGUGUCCACUUUUUGCCUGUGGGUUAAGUGGAACUGUUGUGCAGUGUAGUAUUUUUCGCGGUUGGCGUCAUGCAAUUAGAAUUGUUAUCCCAAGUAACGCAUCUGAUACUUUUUUACGUGAGAAAUGGAUUUUAGAUGUUCCACAUGGGGUAGGGUCCUUUUCAUAUGGUGUUGCACCUUUCAAGCGUGAUGUGAUAGAAGAGUCGGAUGAAGAUCUUUUAGUGCAAUGUACUGUCGCUGAAUUGGCAGAGCGCAAGCGUACACAAUGUCAGUCAAUAGUAACACCUCCGUGUGGUUCUCCUCCUGUAAGAGUCAUUGUAGAUGUUGGUACUGCUGAUGAUACGAUAGUUGCAAUGGCUUUGAUGCCAAGGUUACAUUAUUCAAGAAAUGACAGUUUUGUAUUUGUGUCUGCGUACCGUAAUUCGUUAAAGGUCUAUGAAGUUCAAUCUUCAUCUCUCUUGAAAGACUUGGCAGCCAGUAUAUCUGUUGAUGGAUCUCCUUACUUUGUAUUAACACUCCCAGAACGAAUGUUGGUACUUUCAAUGCUUGGUGGUAUACACAUACUUUCUGUCCUCCUUCUUGACGGUAACACACCGAUUGGUAUGGCUGCUCAUACACAGAGUUGGGGGGUCAUUCGUCUCGCACGGAGCUUACAGAAGGUUGUGGCAGGUGUCGUACUGCAGCCAAAAGAUCAGCCGCCGCACAUCAGUACAAAGGAAGUCUUAUGGCUGCUGCUUGAUAAUGGCACACUGACGGAGGUACCGUUAAGCGCAUGGCUCUCGCAGGAUGGCCAGACGGUCUUGUGUGACGCCCCCGGCAUUCACUCGGGCGACUGCGAGGACGGCGAGUGGCCGCAGAGUUGCAUUGCCGGUUUGCCGUCGGGAUUCCGCGCGGUUUCACUGCUGCCGCUGCAGCACCGCCGCGGGUGUUGGGCGCCGUACGUGGGGACAGGACGGUAUGCGUUGUUGAGUGAUGGCGUGGCUGACACUUACAUCAUUGAUCUCAUCGCCCGGCGGGUAGUGGGGGGUUUAUGUUCACAAGGCGCCAUGACGGCGGCCUGCACGGGCCCUGGUGUGAGUCUACUGGUGGCAUACAGCAAAGGUGUACUGCAGCGUCUCUCACCAGGCCUUAACGCACCAGCGCGGGUAUGUGCGGAACUUGCGGCUAUUCGAUACAUGCAGCCACUACCGCACAUGGAUACGACACAGUCUUCCAGUUUGGUGUUUCAUUUCUUGGCAACUACCGCAACACACACGGUUAUUUUGGAGGGGGCGGUUGGAUACUUAAAGAAAGUGCGAGAGACGCAUGAUUUUAUACUUGAUGAACCAACCCUCGCAGUAUACUCAGCAUCAGCGUCCCAAACGCUAGUAGCAGCAACAACAACAGCAGCAGCAGUUUCUCCGUCGGUUUCACCAUCAUCUUUUUUUUCUUUCGCUCAAUGCACUCCCACGCAACUUAACCUCUCCGGAAAAUGCAUACCACUGAGAGAAUUACUGCCGGAAUUUGAGAGUAUUUCUCAUGCAUAUUUCGGAGGUAAUAACUUUAUCACCAUUGCGGAUAGUAGACGCAUGGCGGUUCUUUGGAUUGAUAAUGGGAAUGCUCCACGUGUUGUCAUUCAAGAGUCUCUCCCAGGCGAUAUAUCGCAUCUGACUACAUGGCCUAUAAAUGAAGAGAAACAACAAUGGGGUGUGGCAACAUGCCUUUGGUCACAUGAGAUUGUGGUAUUGUUGCUAAAUGAAUCUUUUGUACACCGAUAUGUGCUUCCUAUAUCUGUCGUCGUUAUUUCUAGUUUCCCAUUGGGAAAUAAUAUCAAAGGUGACACCAUCUAUAGUAGUAAUACUAAUACCAAGAAUCAUAAGACGACAGAUGACAUCUACAAAAUGAGUGGAGUAGGACUGACGCUUGUAGAUCGCAGAACGGCUGUAUUGCACUGCGACACUGUGGAAAAUUCACCUACCCUUAAAGUAUUGGAGGAUGUUGAUGGUGAUGUAUUUUCUGCAGAUAGUUGUUUUCCGGUUUUUGCACUUGGCGGAAAGGUUAACCCUAGACCACAUUUUAACCUUAUGGCACUGCGUAACAAUACAGUUGAACUUGUAGCGUUAGACUCUAGUGCCGUUAUUAUGGAGCAGUUGGGUGUUGCCUUGUCCCCACAUUCAGCAGGGAUCUUGGGUGGUGGUUAUUGUAGUUAUAAUAGUACUAGUGCUACUACUAUUGUUGAGGGUAGUCCUACAUUCCGCUGCGGUUUUUUAUUGUAUAUUCCAUCUUCUUCAUUUUACAUAAUCGUCCUGGCUGAUGCGACACAACUGGCCGUGUGGUCAUUACCUGAAGUUAUUCCCCCAACAGGGAAGACCGCCUCAUCUUCUCAUCGCCGUAGUGUACUACGUCGUGGUCCUGUGGCGUACCAAGUAACACGAUCAUUGCAGUUGCCAGCUGUUACAACGUAUGAACACCGUCUCUCACGUAUUGUGUACCUCCCGUUUUCUAAUACAAUUGUGGCACUCACAGACCGUGGGGAGGCGACGUCACUUGUUAGUACUAUUGAUGCAGAGACUUUUCGCGUCCUUGACGCUCUUCCUAUGGCAACACGUGAGAUUCCAACUUGUAUUGAAUCACUUUCUGCUGGUACGGCCGUUGCUACCACUUCUGCUGCUGCAGACGCUGUUGUAAUUGGUACUGCUGUACAACCACUUGUGACGACUAGUGAGCCAAGUGAGGGACGUUUACUAGUUUUGCAUGUGCGACCACUUCGCAUUUCCGCCGUAGCGUGUAUUCAAACAGGUGGAGUACUUGACAUCUCUGUACAAGGAUUUGGUGAAGAGCAACUCAUCGCGGUAGCGGCUAUUGAUCGUGUGUUGGUUUACCGUCUCACUGGAGUUACCCUAACCCAUCUCUGUUCCACCGAUACAAAAUCUGCCUGUACCACCGUGGCGUUACGUUAUCCGUUUAUCUCAUGUGGUCUAGAGUUGUGGGGAACUCAAUAUAUGCAGUUGUUACCGGAAGGAACCGGAACUGGAGACCCGGAUGAGUGGGAAAGUCUCUCAACUGUAUCACACAAUGACGAAUAUGAAAACGUCCCAAAUAUGGAAAUCAACAAGAACAAUUCUAACAAAUAUGAAGGUGAGAAGGAAUCAUCUGUUCCGCAAUCGUCGUCUGGUGCAGGUGCCCCAUGGUCUCGAUGGCGUGGGGUAUCUUUUACGUUAAAAUCCUGUGUGCUUGAACCUGCCGCCUUUGCUGCUGUACACUCUCAAUCUACUUACGGUGAUGAUUUUGUGCGUGUGGACUCUGCCCGCAAUCUCACGACGGUCUCCUUCCGUGCUCCUUCCGCACCAGUCGCCGAUGAAGUGGCGGCCACCCGUGUUGUUGGCGUGGAGGGUGGUUACUGCAGUGCACUCACCCGCGCCGUGCGGCUUCCAUCGUGUCCACUGCAACUGCACGUGUGUGAGCGGACCGGCUGGUCACUGUGGCGGCACCGGCAUGUGCCUUUUGUGUUGUGUUGUGAACAUCCAGCCGCACUGCGGCGUGUGGGGCCGUUGUUGUUGUUGCCGUGUGCAGACGGUGGACUGCGGGCCGCGGGGGAAGUCCCGCACGCCUUCGCCGGGCCGUUGCUGCGUGUGGAACAGCGACUCACGGAGUUGCACGACACCACAUUCGCCUUAAGCCGGCGGUGGGACUCCUGCACAACCGCCAGUGUACAUACCAAUACGACCAAUAUAAAUAUGAAUACGAGAGGAAUUGGGGGACUGCGGCGUACAUGUCAUGCGGUGAGUGUAGAGAGUGCACAUGCGAUACAGAGUGCAACGCGGGUGCUGCGUAAACAGAAUUUUCUCUGCGUGGAUGCGGUGGAGGAGUAUUGGCUGUUAACAAUGCUGGCGGAGGUGCCAGACCCAAUGCUUGGACCAUCUGAGGCUCUCUUGAUUGCACGCAAAAAGGGAUUGCUGGAUGAAUAUCUCCUGCAUGUAUGGGAGGAAUACGCAGGGGAGUUGCAGGAUGUGGAUAUUGGCGAGGUGUUAUAUCUUUGGUAA